AUGGCUGAAGAUGAGAAACCAAUAUUCGCUUUGAUUGUCGGGGGUGGGCCGAUCGGAAUCACGACCGCACUUGCGCUCGCUCGUUUUGGAUAUCGAAGUCUUGUUCUUGAACGACAUGCCGAAAGACUGGGACAGCCAAAGGCUCAUUUCCUCAAUUCCCGGACACUGGAGAUAUACCGGCAACUAGGACUGGAUAUGUCACCUUUGAGGAAAUGCGGUCUUCAACCUGAUGAAGCUGACGCUGUACGGUUUGUCUCUUCUAUGACCGGGGUUGAGUUUGGUUUCAUAGAUUUCAGACAAAAUGAGGACCAGGUAAUCUCUCCGGAAGUACCGUUCAACGUGGCACAACCGUAUCUCGAGGAUGUGCUCCUGAGUGCCGCCCUGGCAACCGGCAAAGUUGAAUAUCGACGGAUGUAUGAGUGGAAGGACUGCACGGAGUCGGUCGAAGGUCUCAUACUUUCUGAAGUCCUACGCCGGACGCCGAACACUACCAUCACGAUCAAAAGCAAAUAUCUGAUAGCAUGCGACGGGGCGAACUCCAGAGCUCGAGAAAAGCUCGAUAUCAAAUUCGGACCUGCGCUUGGUGGCCAACAGGAGAUCUUGCAUUAUGCCUCGGUCCACUUUUCUGCGGACUUGUCUCAUCUCAGGACUGGGGUUUUGUGGUUUGUUCUGAACCGUGACAAAAUGGGAGUGCUAAUCGCGUACGAUCGAGCAAAGAGUUGGGUCUUUUUCCACCCUUACAAUCCUGAGUUAACUCCCAAGGCGACUCUAACUUCGGAGUAUUUUCGAGGCCUUGUCUUUGAAGCAAUUGGAUACGGUCCGGCGGAUUACAGAGAACUUGGUAUUACAAUAUGGACAACAUCUCCAAGACUUGCAGAAACGUAUCGGUCGCCAAAAUUGCGAAAUGCCUUUCUCGCUGGAGAUGCAGCCCACAGCUUUCCUCCCACAGGCGGACUCGGCGUCAAUUCUGGGGUCGCGGACGUCCAGAACCUUGCUUGGAAGAUUCAUGCGGUCGAAGAAGGCUGGGUAAGGCCGACUUUCAUCGACGACCUAUCGACUGAACGACGGCCCGUUGCACUCGCCAAUGCUAGACAAAGCAAAAUCAACGAGGGAAAGAUCUUCCGCCUAGCCUCGGCGAUUUUCAAAGGGGGAAGCAAGCCAGAAGAGCUCAUGGCAGACCCUGCUUCACGUCUGCGAAUCCAGGAAGCGAUCGAUGACAAUUGGGAGCACUUCCAAGCACCUAACCUUCAACUCGGCUAUGUAUACGGACGUGAUUAUAUCCGCGGCCCAGCUGACUAUAUUAAAGAACUGGUACCCGGUGCCCGACUUGCACACUACUGGCUUUCACUUCAGGGGCGACAGGUCUCAAGCCUGGAUUUGAUCAGCGGAGACAAAUUUGUCCUCAUGACGCCCGAGGGGUUCACGGAAUUGAAAGAAUUUACCGUUGUUGAGACACCAGUCGUAGUGCAGCAGCUCACUCGAGACUUUGAGGACAUUGAUGGGAGUUGGGCAGCAUUCAUGGCUCAAGCAGAACCCGCAUCUUCAGUUCUGGUGAGGCCAGAUCAGCAUAUAGUCGGUCUCGUGGAUUCCAUCGAAGCGGCAACAUCAAUGCUGUCAGCCUAUUUGCAAUCCGCGAAUUGA
Molecule: messenger RNA, 1641 nt
Organism: Exophiala spinifera
Lineage: Eukaryota; Fungi; Ascomycota; Eurotiomycetes; Chaetothyriales; Herpotrichiellaceae
Exons: 2
Coding region: 1-1641 (546 amino acids)
Molecular function (GO): FAD binding
Source: RefSeq, a predicted model, not a curated record